UCAAACUCUCUGAGUCACAUCCAUGAGUACCACUAUGCUUAUUCUUCUCAGCCUCCUGCAUCUUCUAACACUAAUUCCAUCAACUUCAGGCAACACAUGUAGAUCCUUCUGUGGAAACAUAACCAUAGACUACCCCUUUGCCAUCCAUUCCGGGUGUGGCCACCCGGGUUUUCGAGAUCUCUUAUAUUGUAUCAACGAUGUUCUUAUGUUCCAUAUCAGCUCAGGCUCCUACAGGGUUCUGGAGAUAGACUAUGCAUACCAAUCUCUCACACUACAUGACCCUCACAUGUCAACUUGUGACACCAUUGUGCUAGGUGCUAAGGGUAAUGGCUUCGCAGUCGAGCAAUGGCGGGCGCCAUACAUGAAUCCAUCCGCUGACAAUGUGUUCAUGCUGAUAGGCUGCUCAGCUCAGUCGCCACUCUUCCAAGGCUUCCCAGGAAAGCACUUGCCAUGUAGAAAUGUUUCAGGCAUGAGCUGUGAGGAGUACUAUGGUUGCCCUGCUUGGGACCUUUUGGGCCAUAGAAUGGUUGGUUCCAAGUUCGGGACAGGCCCACCUGAGUGCUGUGCUGUGCCCUUUGAGGCUAUCAAGUCAGUGAACCUCAGUAAGCUUCAGUGUGAAGGUUACAGCAGUGCUUAUAGUCUAGCACCUUUGAGGCUUGAUGGGGCUAAUGGAUGGUCUUAUGGGAUCCGUGUGAAAUAUUCUGUUCAAGAAAAUGAUGAGUUCUGUAGGUCGUGUGAGGCUACCGGAGGCACCUGUGGGUAUGGUACUGAUGGCAUUAGGCAAUUGUGCAUGUGUGGGAGCUCAAAUUCGACAUCAAACUGCGAUUCUGUGAAAUCAUCAUCAAGAAGAACAUACUCAAAGGCAGACACAGUCACUGCAGUGUCACUGAUGUUCUUGCUAGCUUGGAUUGCACAGAAGUGAAAGAACUGUUCUUGAUAUGGAGUGCAGCAUCAGCAUAUGUGAUGCAUAUAUCAUGAUGUAAAUG
Fragaria vesca subsp. vesca is the source of this 986-nucleotide messenger RNA. RefSeq lists its product as uncharacterized. The transcript is spliced from 3 exons. The record is from RefSeq and is a predicted model, not a curated record. The coding region runs from base 23 to 922 and encodes 299 amino acids. Gene Ontology annotation, molecular function: polysaccharide binding. NCBI's taxonomy places the organism in Eukaryota, Viridiplantae, Streptophyta, Magnoliopsida, Rosales, Rosaceae.